Drosophila yakuba is the source of this 3253-nucleotide messenger RNA. It is a transcript of the gene Haspin, whose product is annotated as serine/threonine-protein kinase haspin homolog. Gene Ontology annotation, cellular component: cytoplasm; nucleus. NCBI's taxonomy places the organism in Eukaryota, Metazoa, Arthropoda, Insecta, Diptera, Drosophilidae. Gene Ontology annotation, molecular function: histone H3T3 kinase activity; ATP binding. The transcript has 3 exons. The coding region runs from base 687 to 1745 and encodes 352 amino acids. The record is from RefSeq and is a predicted model, not a curated record. Gene Ontology annotation, biological process: protein phosphorylation; intracellular signal transduction; mitotic cell cycle.
GAACAUCUGCAAUAUAUAUGUAAAUAUUAUUUAACUGUAUUACGACUGUUAAACGGUGUUAAUGGAGAAAAACUAAAUACGUUGAAAAGAAAAGUACAAAGUAAAACGUACGUAGGUAAGGACAAAUAAAAACUCAUAGUUAAAUUGAAAUAUAAUAUUUGCAAAUAUUAAUAAAAAAUGUGCUACUUACUUGGAAAACGCAAGCCUUAAAACCAUCGUUAAAUUUCUAAGGCCUUAAAAACACUUUUUGAAUAUUAAAAGUACAAGUAAACAGAAACGCAAUAAUACAACAAAAAUGCUUAGUCUUUGUCUGCUGUUUUCGCUCUUUGUCUUCUUAUUCGUAAUAGUUUUUCGUAAGUACCGUUUGUUCAAAAUUGGUUUGCCCUUCUUUCUAUGGCAGUAAAAAAUAUAGCACCAGACAAUGUAAAAAAACAUAAAUGUACUCACUAGAGUAUUUAUUGGUUAAUAGAAAAUAAGUUUUGCACGUUUCGUAAAAAGCGUUCUGUAGUUAUCAGGUUCCAAGUCAAUGGCAUAAAUAUAUGUAAAUGGAAAAAAAUUCCGAAAAAUUGUGGGUCAACCCUAUAAUCUAAAAAUAAAGUUAUCGGAUCACAGCUGUUAUCGAAGCAUCAUAUAUCUAUUGUAAUGCUUUAAAAAUUUAAAAUUUAUAGUAAAUAAGCAAAACAAAAAUGGAUUAUUCUUUAGAGGACGGUAAAUGGAGUGAUCCGUUCGAUGAACUUUUGGACUCUAGAACGAAACUACGUAAAAUGAAUAUUGUAACACAAUCUGUUAGAGUACCCCAUAACAUUGACUCCAGUGUUGAAAAUAGCAGCUUCAUAGAAAUAAAGGAAACCAUUCAUGAAGACAAACCUUUGACUUGUGAAGAUUGCUUUAUAAAAGUGCAUUGUCCCAGUGAUUCUAUAUCAACUCCUUGCGACAAACGAUUAGGCGCAGUAUUAUUUAAUUGCGGCCUCUCUCCAAUAACUCGCUUGAAACUUGAAGGUUUUGAGGGCAGCAGUGACACUGAUACUAAAGACGCAAAUAUUAAUGUAAAUGUCGAGAAUCCAUUUCUAAACAUAAAUGCCAGCCCAAAUAUGUGUUCUAAUUUCGGGAAAAGACAGUUAAGUAAAUCAUAUAAGAUGGUUACUGUUGUGCACCCUUCUUCGAUUGUAUUAAAACCGGGAAAGUGGCGAAAAUCGCUGAACAAUUUUAUCCGAACUAAAAUAACUGAAAUAAAUUUCAACAAAAAAGUAGAACGAAGCUCAAUAUGUCAGGAUCGAAAAUCUUUAGUUUUAAAAGGCGAACACAAAUUUAAAAAUAAAUGUGAAGAAGAAGUUCUGAAAUAUUGCGAUCAGUCUAUACCACUUCCGUUUAAUGAUGCAUAUGAACAAAAUAAAUUGUUGAAUUCUAUUAAAAUAGGUGAAGGGGCUUAUGGAGAAGUAUUUCUUUGUUCAAAAAAUCAAAACAGAUUAGAAAAACACAUCUCCAAUAUAGUUUUAAAGAUUAUACCUUUAGAGGGUUCUACUGAAAUUAAUGGAGAAAAGCAAAAAUCAUUCAGUCAAAUUUUACCAGAAAUAAUUAUUACUACAAAAAUGAGCAGCCUUCAAACAAACAAAAUUAAUUCUACGGAUGGAUUUGUAAGCAUACACAAGCCUUGCAGCCGAUUGCAAGAAGCAAGAUCGCUACGUUGUGACGUUCGGGACGAGGAAAGCCUCCGAACUGAGACACAAGUAGCUAAGGUUCUUUAAGACAAAGAACGUUGACCCGACGAGUCCGAAAGCAUUUAAACAGGUGGGUCCAAUCGUAGCGAGUACGCGGCGGGACUGUAGUGAAGACCACUCCGACUGUGUCGGAGAUUCCGUACGUAAACCAGGCGAUUUCCGGGAGCGUCCAUAAUAACCGAGCAAGCGUUGUACCGACGCCACCAGUCUGAGCAGAGGUGGGGUUGACGUGAUGUUAGUUCACCCGGCACGCAACCGUUAGUUGCGACUAACAAGGUGUUCGCCUUGAGAGCCCAGUUCACUCUAGAAACAGUGACGCUUUCCAAGCCCACCUCCUCGCCACCAAACCCGCGGGGCCGCGGCAGUACCUGGCUCGCGAAUAUUUCCACGUCGGAUAAGAGACUCAACCCGGGAUACCGAAUUUAAUUGUUAAAGCGAGUCAAAUUUAUAAAACUGUUUCGGAUCCUGCGAGAGCUGCAACUUAUAACGGUUUAAAUAGUUUAUCUAACUCUUUGCAUUAAGCAUGGUAAGGUUCAACAGAGCAUUUUAAUAUUUAGAAAGGAUAGUCUGAGAACCGUCUUUUUUUGGGGGACUACAUAGUGCCAGGUAUAUAUAUAUAUUUGAAUCACCUAGAACUACCAAUUGGUCCCUAUCAUAAAGUCUUUUCGAAACGGAUUGGAUAUAGGAGGAUACAAAAUAGCUCACGAGGGUACAUUAAUGUCACUUAGAACAACCAGUUGGUCCCUAUCGGACAGUCUAUUUGAAACGGAUUGGAUAACGGACAAAUGGUUUAUAUAUUCAGGAAAUUCAGAAGACGGCGGAAUGUAAGAGCACGUAAUAUAAACAAAGCUAUCAGAAAAUGACAGCCCUACGCAUACGAAUUCUACGUUGCGGAACUUGUCAAAAAGUACCUGCUCUGACGUGAAGGUAGACCUAACAGUAACUAGGACUCCACUUCCCCGCCUGGAGGGACAAAGAUGCCUGUAUACUAUGUACAUACCGGGGAAAAUUUCAGAGUUAAGUAUCUCCGGUUCUAAACAAGGUUCCCACGGACCCUUCUUUUUUCUUAUUUUGUUUCGUUUUGUCUUGUCAAACAUCAGAUGACGAGAAACGAUCGCUGACAAUGCGAUAGCUGCCGAUCUUGGCAACAUUUGUGGAUUUGCAGCGAUUGACAGCUGUUCAGUUGUGGAGUCCUGUUGAUCAUUUGCCAGUGGCUGCGGAGUGUUCCCCUUAGGCACCCUACCAUCAGAGCCUUUCUUGCGCUUUGUAUAUUCUUCUAAUAGCACGGAAAGGAGAAAGGAAGGCUAAAACUGCUGAUCAGUCCUUUAAAACCGCCAUUUUGGUGAAAAAGCCUUUUAUCAUUACCUAAUGUCGUCUUUGGGGACUUAGGGUCCGCUUGAAAAAUAAAUUAUUUUGAUUUGAUUCUACAAUAUUAAUUCUCGCUUUAACAAUAAUGUGCUUAACAGCAUUGAUUGAAACGAUAUCCUGUCACGCGGGAAUUACAAAUAAAUCCUUUAAUACUUCAGACCUAUAAA